Molecule: messenger RNA, 644 nt
Organism: Trichomycterus rosablanca
Lineage: Eukaryota; Metazoa; Chordata; Actinopteri; Siluriformes; Trichomycteridae
Gene: lyrm4b
Product: LYR motif-containing protein 4B
Exons: 3
Coding region: 70-345 (91 amino acids)
Biological process (GO): iron-sulfur cluster assembly
Cellular component (GO): L-cysteine desulfurase complex; mitochondrion
Source: RefSeq, a predicted model, not a curated record
ACUUAAACAGGUAAAACGUGGAACAUUUGGUGCAGGCACUGUUUACGAAGUACUGUUAGAAAGAGAAAGAUGGCGGUGCCCAGCAGAACUCAAGUGUUAUCUCUGUAUCGACUGCUUUUAAAAGAAAGCAACAACUUCCCUUCAUAUAACUUCAGGACGUACGCCCUACGCCGUGUACGCGAUGCCUUCAGAGAGCACCGUUGUGUAGAAGACCCGAAACUUCUUGAUCAGCUGUUAAACAAAGCUUGUGAAAACCUGGCCAUCAUCCAGAGACAGGUGGCCAUAGGAAAGAUGUACGAGACUCAGAGGACAGUGGUGGAGUCAGAACCAAAGAAACUGAUCUGAGCGAGCAUGGAGGAAGAGGAAGGUGUUUUACAGGAAAGAAGUGGAACAGUGGUUUGAGUUACAGGAGAUGAGUGAUGGUGGUGGCAUUUUGGACUGAUGUUCUAAUCUCUGUUCACAGAUGACACUUCAUAAAAAUUAACACUGUCUUGUUCUGAAAAGCAGCAACACAGUAAAACCACCACGCAUUCACACAUUCGGCCUUCGUAGCCCAAUAGUCAUGUUUUUAACUGUGGGUAGAUGUCACUAUAUGUAUAGUUUGUCUAUUUUCAAUAAAGUUAUGUUAGUUUCCAUUAUCACAA